UUAAGAGAGAGAGGUGGAGGGAGAGAGCGAGAAGAACUAACCGUUUCUAGUUUUGGGUGACGACAGUUACACCUUCAACCAAUCAUUCUUUGGCGGGGAAGGAGCCAAGGAAUAAAUUAAAGGGCCAAGAAUGCAGGAAUCUUCGACGGAUAUCACUGAGGUCGCUCCGUUUUGUUUGAAGGAAGGAGAGAGACCUUUUGCCAAUGCCCUUUGAAACUCCCGUCCACUUCUCAUUUUGGAAACCAUAGGAAAUCCCUGCAACAAUCGUACCGAGGAUCAGAAACUCCAUUCGAACAAUGCGGAUACACCAUACUCUUGAUUUUUCUUCUGUAUAUUCUUCUGAAAUUUUCUUUUAAUUUUUUUUUCCUUUUCUUAAUCCACUCAGACCUGGAUUGGCACCUCUUUUUAACCAAUCCAGGCCUGAAAAUUUGCUAAUGUGUGGGUCUCAGGCUUAAAUUAACUUCUGUAAUGGCAUCGUCUGUUCCGGCGGAGCUGUCGAGAAACAUAUCAUGGUCCCUCUCGAAAUCAAGAGCCCAGCGUUACGUAUGCUUGAUCUUCACACUUGCUCUUUUCCUCCUCUUGGCAACAGCCAUCAUCACCAAAACCUCUCCCGCCGCCGCUGCUUCAACUCUUGCUUCUCGGGUUUUUUCCAGAUCUGGUUCCUCCUUCUAUUUUUAUCCCACCGCUUCCUCCUUCGAGACCCAUAUUCAAUCCCCCCCUAAUCCUAACCCUAGCCCUAAUCCACAAAGGAACCAUGGCCAUGGCGAUGGUAAUACAUCCUCUGUUGUCGUUGACAACAACCCAAAUAGCAGUAGCGAUGGUAAUGCAUCCUCUGCCGUGAAACAGAAUGUCGCCCAAGUUGAAAAACCCAACCUCCGCUCAAGAAAGACGAAGACCCAUCACAAGAAACCUUCGAAACGACCAAAGAAGAAAAAUAAGAAGCACAGCAAUGCCAAUGCGUCUUCUGCUACCACCGCCAUAGACCCAUCAAAAGCAAAAACCCGUACGGGCAAAGACCUGAGAUCAUGUGAUUUCUAUGAUGGUAGCUGGGUUGUCGACGAUUCGCCUCCAGCCUACCUACCUGGAUCAUGUCCGUUCGUCGAAGAAGCCUUCAAUUGCUUUGAAAAUGGACGAGUAGAUGAUGAUUUCCUCAGAUAUCGGUGGCAACCAGGUCAUUGUGAUAUUCCAAGGUUGGAUGGGAAAGAGAUGUUGGAUAUGUUGAGAGGGAAGAGACUAGCUUUCGUUGGUGAUUCUUUGAAUCGAAACAUGUGGGAAUCUCUUGUCUGUGUUCUGAGGGAGUCGGUGACUGAUAAAAACCAAGUCUUUGAAAUUUCAGGGCGGGUUGAAUUGAAGACAGAAGGGUUCUAUUCAUUCAGAUUCGAAGAAUAUAAUUGCUCAAUCGAGUUUAUCCGAUCACCAUUCUUAGUAGAAGAAUGGGAAUUCACCGAUAAAAGAACUGGAGCUCGGAAGGAGACGCUUAGGCUCGACGUAAUUGAAGAAUCGGCCUUCAAGUACCAACAUGCCGAUGUGCUAAUCUUCAACACAGCCCACUGGUGGACUCAUCCAAAAACUUCUGAGGGCAAAGAUUACUACCAGGAAGGCAAUCGAGUAUACAGCAAGCUUGAAAUGACAGAAGCAUAUACAAAGGCCCUGCACACUUGGUCUAAAUGGAUCGAUGAUAAUGUAAAUGCUAACAAGACCACAAUCUUCUUCCGAGGUUACUCAUCUUCUCAUUUUCAAGGAGGUCAAUGGAACACUGGAGGGGGUUGUGACGGAGAGAGGAUGCCGAUAACAGAUGAAUCUUACCUUACACCACACCCUGUGAUGAUGAAUGUGGUGGAGUCUGUGCUUAGGGAGAUGAAAACACCAGUGUAUUACCUGAAUAUAACAAAAAUGACAACCUACAGGAAAGAUGCCCAUCCAUCAAUUUUCAGGGAGGCCAAUACUCAGAGAAAACCAGGAAUGAUACAAGACUGCAGCCAUUGGUGCCUUCCUGGACUCCCAGAUGUCUGGAACCAGAUCGUUUAUGCCCUUCUUCUCACAACCCAUCAUAAUCCCCAAUACAAUUCUUCUUGAAGUUUUGCUUUUGUAAGUGAUUCUUUUUGUAGUUUUUUGUGUAUACCUCAUGAAUUUGACCCUGAUUUUAAAUCAAUCCUUUGACUUUCCUGUAAUACAACAUUGUAAGGCUUACAGACUCAAAUCUGCAGAUUUCCGGUGCUCUUGCGGAAAUCCCAAUGAAAUUCCGAAUCUCAAGGGUAUUUCGGGGAUUUCUAGGUUUUUUGAGUUUUUGAGUUUUCUGGGGUUUAUCCCGCUCUUACAACUAUUUUCUGGGAUUCUCUUGGAUUUCAGACUUUCUCCAGGGUUUCAAAGGACUUCCAGGGUGUGAGAGAAGAGAAUGGAGGGUGUUGUGUAGAGGCCUCCUUUUAAUUAAAUAUGAAUCCUUUGACAUUCCUGUAAUACUACACUGUAAGUUUUCCUGUAAUACAACACCGUAAGUUGAUUUUUUUUUUUU
Messenger RNA from Macadamia integrifolia, 2512 nucleotides. RefSeq names its product protein trichome birefringence-like 4. Gene Ontology annotation, cellular component: Golgi apparatus. Gene Ontology annotation, molecular function: O-acetyltransferase activity. NCBI's taxonomy places the organism in Eukaryota, Viridiplantae, Streptophyta, Magnoliopsida, Proteales, Proteaceae. Bases 469 to 2076 code for a protein of 535 amino acids. The record is from RefSeq and is a predicted model, not a curated record. The transcript is spliced from 5 exons.